CUCACCGUUACCACCACCACAGAUCUCGUAUCUGACGUGACACGCACGAACGCCUAAGCUACGCGUCAAAUGCCUGAGACCGCAAAAUAUCCUGGAGCACUGGAACCUGGAAAUGCGUAUGUUAGUGAGGAGCGCGAUGAGGAUUAUAAUGAUUAUUUAGAUUUUCUGGAUGACAAGUAUAUUGAUGACGACUACCUUAUGCCCCAAGAUUGGCACUUCACUGAGGGAGAGCGAAUUCUGGCACCAAACUCACAGACUGGUACAGUUACUUGUAUGCAACGUGCGGCAGUGGAGAUCAGCACUGUAGACGGUGCUUUCUGGUAUCGAUGGCAUGAUGUCAUCAAAAUAUUCCAGCUUGGCGAUUAUGUGGAGGUGGUUGGGGGAGAAUUUUGCGGUCGGCAUGGCUUUGUCCAGGAUGUCGGUGAUGCGAUCUUUAUUGAUGUGAUGGAAGGCCAGUACAGCAAGAGUGUAAGGGAAAUGCUGAUACAUCGCAAUUCAGCAACUAUUAUCUCUCUACCUACAACCUCUAACAAUUUCGCUGUUUCUCCUGAAGAGAUAGCUCGAAGAAUGUACACCGGUAGGGUACCAUGGCAAGGUCUCCGCAUACUGGUGCUUUCAGCUACCGCUGAAUCAAGAAAACGGCAUUUUAACCUGUUGGACACGACAUCCCGCCCUGGAACUGGUGGUCAAUCUCAUUCCGCGGACAUUCACAAAGGAAAAGUUGGAAAAGUAUUGGAUGUUGGAGUCAACCAGACAACGGCUAGUAGGCUCAGGGUAUGCAUUCGCCUGGAGCAAAGUUAUAGUGCAGUGCACAAUUACCGUGACAUAUGGGUAGAUUACAACGAGGUCGUUGAGGAAACGACAGGGCUCCCUUUACGAUUCUACCAGCUGCUGCAUCAAAGUCAGCUGGCUUUCUUACCAUCACGGGAGUAUCGCCGUAUGCGAAAGGAGCAUGAGAAUAUUGCACGUGGCCAGCUAUUAGCUGCCCAAGUUGCACUACGAUUGCAACGAACAUCCCCAUCUCCUCCUAGGUCCACUACCCCCCCACACGAAGGUACAUCCGAGGACCUUGGUACCGGUAAUGCCUGGGACGUAACAGCACCAGACCCACCAGACCCAGCGAUGUAUCACUGGAGCAGACACCCGGCACUGAACCAGCGAGAGUUACAAGUCAAUAUACAAGGGAAAUCUCAACCCCAGAAGGUCAGGCUGGAACCUUCUGGUGCCAAAUCCAUCAUGAAAGUCAUCUUUCGGACCACUCUGACAGAGGUUCGAGAUCUCACACGUGUAACACCCCUGCAGCCAACGGUAUGCGACUUCCAUCGAUGGGUUGUCAUCCAGGGACCUCACAUCGGGAAGUACGUCCGUGGCAUAUGCUACGUGCAGGGUUCCAAUCCAAUUUUGUGGACGGUUCGGGAGAUCACAUGUGCAGAGCACGGACAUGACUUGCUCGUAGGCGAGCCUUUCAAUGUUCAUAAUACGGAUCUAUGUCAAGCAGCGGACAGCCAGGCAACAUUGGACAUUAACAAUCAGUGGGCCCAGAGCAUUCGCGAAGCACCCAUGAAGCUCAAGAAGAGAAAAUUGUAAAUUACCUCCUGACCAUUAUUGUAUAAUUUCUGUCAAUACACUUACUACAUAUUACUUACUACCGCUAGUAUUGUACGAUAUCGACCGCCAAAAUUAGUGUUGCUGUGACUGAGCGGGUCAGCUAAUUCGCCGUCUGUCAAAGCC
Messenger RNA from Desarmillaria tabescens, 1731 nucleotides. RefSeq lists its product as uncharacterized. The transcript is spliced from 6 exons. Lineage: Eukaryota; Fungi; Basidiomycota; Agaricomycetes; Agaricales; Physalacriaceae. The coding region runs from base 70 to 1587 and encodes 505 amino acids. The record is from RefSeq and is a predicted model, not a curated record.